GGCCGCCCCGAGACGCCAGCCCCGCCGAGUGAUGAGAACAGACGUCAAACUGCCUUAUGAAUAUUGAUGCGGAGGCUAGGCUGCUUUCGUAGUGGAGCAGAAGGAAGCAAGAUGGCUGCCCUUUAGGAUUUGUUAGAAAGGAGACCCGACCGCGACUGCUGCCUGGCUCCGGGGCUGCGCGCCGAGAACGAGGCUGGCCCACAUUCAGCAGCAGACCCUCUCAAGAUUGUUUACUUGCCCUUGUUCCUGUUGAGUUACCGCACUUGGAAGCAGGAGAUGGGCUCAACAGCAGCCAACAGGCCAUGAUCCAGGAGGAGCCGUGAGGGACAGAGCUGCUGAAUUCACUCCGAGGGCAGCCUUGUGGAUGGCCCCGAAGCAAGCCUGAUGGAACAGGAUAGAACCAACCAUGUGGAGGGCAACAGACUAAGUCCAUUCUUGACACCAUCUCCUUCUCCCAUCUGCCAGACAGAACCUCUGGCUAUAAAGCUCCAGAAUGGAAGCCCAUUACCAGAGAGACCUUAUCCAGAAGUGAAUGGAGACACCAAGUGGCAAUCUUUCAAAAGUCAUUAUGGAACACCCCAUAUGAAGGGCAGCCAGAAUAGUCGUGUCAGCCCGGACUUUAUACAAGAAGGCAGAGGGUAUUCCCAGUGUUUGCAGAAUGGAGGGAUAAAACGCACAGUUAGUGAACCUUCUCUCUCUGGGCUCCAUCAGAACAAGAAGUUGAAACAAGACCAAAAGGCCAAUGGAGAAGGAAAGAACUUCGGGGAAAGACAAGAAAGAAAUCCAGGCAAAGGCAGCAGUCAACCAAAUGUCUCCGAUAUGAAUGACAAGAGAGAAUCUGUGAGCUCUGUGGCCCCAGAAAAUGCAGUUAAAGAUACCACCAGUUUUUCAACACACAACUCGAGUGGGUCUGAAAAUGCAGAGCAGCAGAUUCUGAAUGAGCAGGAGGGCAAAGAUGCUAACUACCAUGACAAGAACAUUGUAUUACUUCUUAAAAACAAGUCAGUGCUAAUGCCUAAUGGUGCUACAGUUUCUGCCUCUUCCAUGGAAAACACACAUGGUGAACUCCUGGAAAAAACACUGUCUCAAUAUUACCCAGAUUGUGUUUCCAUUGCGGUGCAGAAAACCACAUCUCACAUACAUGCCAUUAACAGUCCGGCUAUUAAUGAGUUGUCCUGUGAGAUCACUCACCCGUUGUAUACCUCAGGGCAGACCAAUUUCCCACAGACCUCGAACUCUGAGCUGCCUCCAGAGCCAGCUGCAGUCAUGACUGAGGCCUGUGACGCUGAUAAUGUCAGUAAACCAGCUGCAAUGCUAGGUACCUGUUCCUUUCAGAAACCAGAACAACAAAAACCAGUUUUUGAGAUAUGCCCAUCUCCUGCAGAAAACGGUAACAUCCAAGGAACCACAAAGCUAGUGGCUGGUGAAGAAUUCUGUUCAGGUUCCAGCAGCAAUUUGCAGGCUCCUGGUGGCAGCUCUGAACGGUAUUUCAAGCAAAAUGAAAUGAAUGGUGCUUACUUCAAGCAAACCUCAGUGUUCUCUAAGGAUUCCUUUUCUGCCACUGUCACACCACCACCAUCACAGUUGCUUUUGUCUCCUCCUCUUCCAGAGGUUCCUCAGCUUCCUUCAGAAGGAAAAAGCACUCUGAGCGAUGAUGUUGUGGAAGAACACCAUCACUACCCCAACCAAAGUAAUACAGCUCUUUUAAGGGAAGUGAAAAUAGAGGGUGAACCGGAGGCACCACCAUCCCAGAGUCCUAACCCACCUACACAUGUAUCUAUCCCCUCUCUGACACUUCCAGAAAGGCUUCAGAAUAAUUGUGUUAACAAGAAUGACAUACGGACUCCAGGGACAAUGACUGUUCCAUUGUGUCCUGAGAAAGCAAGACAAACACCAGAACAUCCCAAGCAUAACCCACCAAUUCUUGGUAGCAGUGGAGAGCCACAGGACCACUGCCAGCAGCUGAUGGGGCACAAAGAACAGGAGGUUCUGCAGGGUCAAGAUAAGCAACAAACACUCGAUCUUGUGCUCCCAACACAGCCCCAUCUGAAACCAGGAUGGAUUGAAUUGAAGGCCCCUCAAUUUCCUCAAGCAGAAUCCCAUCUAAAAUAUAAAGCACCUCUGCGGUCAGUUCUUCAGUAUCAGUCCAACUCCUCCAAUCAAAUGACCUCCAAACAAUACACUGGAAAUUCCAACAUGCCUGGGGGGCUCCCAGGGCAAGCUUGCACCCAGAAAAUGAUGCAGCCAGAGCAGAGGCCACAAAGGUACCAACUUGAGAUGAAUCAUGGGCAGUCUCAAGGUACAGUGGACCAGCAUCUCCAGUUCCAAAAACCCUCACUCCAGGUGCACUUCUCCAAGACAGACCCUUCCCCUGAAGCUCACACACAGUCACUGUGCACCCCUAGGUUUCAUUUUCAACAGAGACCAGACUCCGAGUAUAAGAAACUCAUGCCCUCACCAUUAAAGCAGCACUUGAAUCAACAGGCUUCAGAGACGGAGCCCUUCUCAAACUCACAUCUUUUGCAACAUAAGUCUCAUAAUCAGGCAGCACAAACACAGACAUCCCAGAAUUCACAUCUCCCUCAAAACCAGCAGCAACAGCAAAAAUUACACAUGGAGAAUAAAGAACAAAUGCCCCAUACUUUUUCUCAUCCCCAAGGCAACUGUGGUCAGCAAAGGGAAGGAUUGUUCUUUAGCCAGAUUAAAGUGGAAGAACGCUUUCAUGAUGAAAAUCAAUAUUCAAAAUCAAGUGAGUUUCAGACUCAUAAUACCCAAAUGGGAUUGGAGCACAUACAGAAUAUGAACAGUAGAAAUUCCCCUUAUGGUCAUAGCUUGAAGUCAAAUGCAAGCAAAGUACAGAUUUCUUGUCCAAACAACAUUCACCCAGCUUCAAAGAAUACAGAACAGACUUUACAUCCUGAACAUUUUUCUGGAAACAAGACCCAAAACUUGCAUCACAUGCAAUAUUUUCCAAAUAAUGUGACCACAAAACAAGAUGGUCUUCACAGGUGCUUUCAAGAACAAGGACAGAAGCCUCCACAGGCUUCCGUUCUGCAGGGAUAUAAAAGUAAAAACCAAGAUUUGUCUGGCCAACAAGCUACACAACUCACUCAGCAAAGGUACCUGAUGCACAACCAAGCCAACGCUUUCACUGUGCCUGAGCAAGGAGGAAGUCACAUUCAGACCCCUCCCCAGAAGGACAUUCAAAAGCACGCUGCUCUGAGAUGGCACCUCUUACAGAAGCAAGAGCAGCAGCAAAACCAACAACCCCAAACUGAGUCUUGCCACAAUCAGGCACACAGGCCAAUUAAGGUUGAACCUGGAUCCAAGCCCCAUGCCUGUAUGCACCCCAAGUCAGCACAGCCAGAAAACAAAAUGUGGAAAAAGAUAACUAAGCAAGAGAUUCCACCCCCGAGCUGUGAUAAUGUGCAGCAGAGGAGCAUUCUUGAGACCAUGGAGCAACACCUGAAGCAGUUCCAGGUCAAAUCACUAUUUGACCAUAAGGCUCUUACUCUCAAAUCACAGAAGCAAGUAAAAGUUGAAAUGUCAGGGCCAGUCACAGUUUUAUCUAGACAUACCAGUGCUGCAGAACUCGAUAGCCACACCCCAGCUUUAGAGCAGCAGGCAACUCCUUCAGAAAAGACACCAACCAAAAGAACAGCUGGUUCUGUUCUCAAUAAUUUUAUAGAGUCACCUUCCAAAUUACUAGAUACGCCUAUAAAAAAUUUAUUGGAUACACCUGUCAAGACUCAAUAUGAUUUCCCAUCAUGCAGAUGUGUAGAGCAAAUUAUUGAAAAAGAUGAAGGUCCUUUUUAUACCCAUCUAGGAGCAGGUCCUAAUGUGGCAGCUAUUAGAGAAAUCAUGGAAGAAAGGUUCGGACAGAAGGGUAAAGCUAUUAGGAUUGAAAGAGUCAUCUAUACUGGUAAAGAAGGCAAAAGUUCUCAGGGAUGUCCUAUUGCCAAAUGGGUGGUGCGCAGAAGCAGCAGCGAGGAGAAGCUACUGUGUUUGGUGCGGGAGCGAGCUGGCCAUACCUGUGAGGCUGCAGUGAUUGUGAUUCUCAUCCUGGUGUGGGAAGGCAUCCCCCUGUCUCUGGCUGACAAACUCUACUCGGAGCUCACCGAGACGCUGAGGAAAUACGGCACGCUCACCAACCGGCGGUGUGCCCUGAAUGAAGAGAGAACCUGUGCCUGUCAAGGGCUGGAUCCAGAGACCUGUGGUGCCUCCUUUUCUUUCGGUUGUUCGUGGAGCAUGUACUACAAUGGAUGUAAGUUUGCCAGAAGCAAGAUACCAAGAAAAUUUAAGCUGCUUGGGGAUGACCCAAAAGAGGAAGAAAAACUGGAGUCUCAUUUACAAAACCUGUCUACUCUCAUGGCACCAACAUACAAGAAACUUGCACCUGAUGCAUAUAAUAAUCAGAUUGAAUAUGAACACCGAGCGCCAGAGUGCCGCCUGGGUCUGAAGGAAGGCCGUCCAUUCUCAGGGGUCACUGCGUGCUUGGACUUCUGUGCUCACGCCCACAGAGACUUGCACAACAUGCACAAUGGCAGCACCUUGGUAUGCACCCUCACAAGAGAAGACAAUCGAGAAAUCAGAGGCAAGCCUGAGGAUGAGCAACUCCAUGUGCUGCCGCUCUACAAAGUCUCUGAUGUGGAUGAGUUUGGGAGUGUAGAAGCUCAGGAGGAGAAGAAACGAAAUGGUGCUAUUCAGGUGCUAAGUUCUUUUCGGCGGAAAGUCAGGAUGUUAGCAGAGCCAGUGAAGACGUGCCGACAGAGGAAACUAGAAGCCAAGAAAGCUGCCGCCGAAAAGCUUUUUUCUCUGGAGAACAGCGCACAUAAGAAUGAAAAGGACAAGUCCGCCCCAUCCCGCACAAAGCAGACUGAAGGUGCAGCCCAGGCUAAACACUUGGCAGGAUCAGUCAUGCAGCUGUCCCAGCAGCCCCAGCCCCAGUCACAGCCCCAGCAACUACAGAAGCAGCCUCCACAGCCACAGAAGCAGCCGCCGCAGCCGCAGCCGCAGCCGCAGCCGCAGCCACAGCCACAGCCACAGCCACCCCAGCAGCAGCCACCCCAGCAGCAGCCACCACAUCACCCCUUGACUAAUAGCCAUCAUUCAGAGACUGUCAACUCUUACUAUUCUUCUGGACACACCAAUCUAUAUAUGAGACGGCCCAAUCCAGUCAGUCCUUAUCCAAGCUCUUCACACACUUCGGAUAUUUAUGGAGGAGGCGCCAACUGUGUGAACUACUAUUCCACCUCAUCCCAAACUGCGGGUUCAUAUUUGAAUUCUUCUAAUCUCAUGAGCCCCUACCCUGGGCUUCUAAAUCAGAACAACCAAUAUCCAUCAUAUCAGUGCAACGGAAACGUAUCCAUGGACAGCUGCUCCUCCUAUCUGGGUUCUUACUCUCCCCAGUCCCAGCCCAUGGAUCUCUAUAGGUAUCCAAACCAAGACCCUCUCUCUAAGCUAAAUCUGCCGCCCAUCCACACGCUUUACCAGCCGAGGUUCGGAAACAGCCCGAGUUUUACUUCCAAACCCUUGGGUUACGGAAACCAAAAUAUGCAGGGGGACACCUUCAGGAGCUGUACUCCCAGGCCCACCGUGCGCCACGUGGGGACGCUGCCUCCUUAUUCCACGCCCGAGAUGGAUGGUCACUUCCUGGGGGCCACCUCUAGAUUCCCACCCAAUUUGAGCAACCCCAACAUAGACUAUAAAAACGGGGAGCAUCCCCCACCUUCUCGUAUGCUCCAUAACUACGGUGCCGCCCCGGGCAUGUUCAACAGCUCUCUCCACGCGCUGCACCUCCAGAACAAGGAGAACGACAUGCUUUCCCACACAGCUAACGGGCUCCCCACGAUGCUUCCCGGCCUGAGCCACGAUCGAGCUGCCGCUGCCCAGCAAGGCUUGCACAGGUUGCUAGACGCGAGCAGCCAGGACAAGCAGCCCCCUGCCGCGGAGGAAAACGAUGAGGUCUGGUCCGACAGCGAGCAGAGCUUCCUGGACCCUGACAUCGGGGGCGUGGCGGUGGCGCCGGCUCACGGGUCCAUUCUCAUCGAGUGUGCAAAGCGGGAGCUGCACGCCACGACCCCCUUAAAGAAUCCCAACCGGAAUCACCCCACCAGGAUCUCGCUCGUCUUCUACCAACACAAGAGCAUGAACGAGCCCAAACACGGCUUGGCGCUCUGGGAGGCCAAGAUGGCCGAGAAAGCCCGGGAGAAGGAGGAAGAGUGCGAGAAGUAUGGCCCGGACUACGUGCCUCAGAAAACGCACGGCAAGAAAGUGAAGCGGGAGCCCACCGAGCCGCACGAGCCCUCCGAGCCCACCUACCUGCGCUUCAUCAAGUCCCUGGCCGAGAGGACCAUGUCGGUGACCACAGACUCCACAGUCACCACAUCUCCGUAUGCCUUCACUCGGGUCACGGGGCCUUACAACACAUACGUGUGACGUCGCCCCUGGUGUUGGUUACCUCAUUCGAAAAGACCACAGCCAACCGGCCCACAGUGUAGUUCUCAUGACAUGGGCCCUGGGGACAGGGACACAGUAUUCAUGACAAAGGUGGUAGGAAGAACCUCAGCUCACCAGCAAACGCAAAAGAGGUCACCUUCCCAUAGCACUUAAUUCCCACUGACUCCUAAGUGGUCACAGAUGGCAUCCAUGCAAAAGACCAAAGCAUUCUAUGCAAAACGAAGGUGGGGAAGAGAGUGUUCCACCAUUUACAUUUUUAAACACUGGUUCUAUGAUUGGACGAGAUGAUAAUGUAAAUGUGACUUUUCCCCACCUUACAACUCUCCACAUCUGUGACCACUUUUUAGUAAUACCAAGUUUGCAUAGUCCUGGACACAAAUCCAGCGAGUACUGUAGUGUUACAGUGGCAGGAUUCUUAAACACCAUCUGGUGCUGAACAUAUAAUGUACUGAAAUACUGGAAUUAUGGUUUUUUAACAUGCAGUUUUUACUGUAAUCUUAAUAUUAACUUUUAUUUAUCAAAUAGCUACAGGAAGCAUAAAUGAAUAGACCGCAAAACACUGAAUUUGUUUGGGUGUUCUAAGAAAUGGUGCUAAGAAAAUGGUGUCUUUAAUAGUUGAAAAUUUAAUGCCUUUAUAUCAUCAAGAUGCUAUCAGUGAACUCCAGUGCCCUUGAAUAAUAGGGGUACCUUUUCAUUCAAGUUUUUAUUAUAAUUACCUAUUCUUACACAAGCUGUUUUUAAAAUGUGGACAUUUUAAAGGCCUCUGGAUUUUGCUCAUCCAGUGAAGUCCUUGUAGGACAAUAAACGUAUAUAUGUACAUAUAUAUAUACAUAUAUAUAUACACACACAUGUAUAUGUGCACACACAUGUAUAUGUAUAAAUAUUUUAAAUGGUGUCUUAGAAGCACUUUGCCUACCUAAGCUUUGACAACUUGAACAAUGCUAAGGUACUGAGACGUUUAAAAAAAAAAGUUUACUUUCAUUUUAGAAUGCAAAGUUGAUUUUUUUAAGAAAGCUUUUAAAAUAUUUUUGCUUUUAGCCAUGCGUCUGCUGAUGAGCAAUGUGUCCAUUUUUCAUACAGCCAGUUCAAUCCAAAAGGGGGCUUACUGGAUUCAAGGGAAUACGUUAGUCCAUAAAACAUGUUUUCUGGUGCUCACCUCUCAUGCUAUACUGUAACAGUUUUAUACGGAAUUGUAUGACAAGUUCAUUGGUCAAACAUGUAGUUUUCAGAAUUUUCUAUCAACUUCAGUAAUGAUUAACUUCAUGCCACAGACUCAACCAUGCCGUUCACUUACGCAAAGUGGUUUUAUGGCUCUGUAUGCUCUUCGGCAAUUGAAUGUCAGUCUGCCUUUGUGUUGAUAAUUGUACGUUGUGAUGUUGUCACUUCUUGGCUUAAGUGUCCUCUUUACCAGGAAGACCGACCGAGCAGACUGGCCUGCAUCAGUUGAAUAAACAGGGUUCGUUCCAUGUGAAUCUGUUAAUUAAAGGAAAAGAAAGGAAACAGGCAGCUGGCUUGCUGUGGCGGUUUUAAAUCAUUAAUUUGUAUAAAGAAGUGAAAGAGAUGUAUAGUAAGUAAAUUAAUUGUAAACAAAACUUUUUUAACGCAAUGCUUUAGUAUUUUAGUACUGUAAAAAAUUAAAUAUAUAUAUAUACAUAUAUAUAUAUGGAUUUGAAGCAGAAUUCACAUCAUGAUGGUGCUACUCAACCUGCUACAAAUAUAUCAUAAUGUGAGCUAAGAAUUCAGUAAAGGUUUGAGUGGUGUUCCUACUGUCAUAUACCUCAACACUAGUUUGGCAAUAGGAUAUUGAACUGAGAGUGAAAGCUUAGAGCAUCAUGUACCAUCAUUUUUUUUCCAAGUCUUUCUUUUUUAUAAUUAAAACGCAUACCUUUUUGUUCAGUACUUGAUUUCUUAGCAAGUAUAACUUGAACGUCAACCUUUUUGUUCUAAAAAUCAGGGAUAUUUCAGCUCAUGUUCUCCUUAUGCCAACAUGUCACCUGUGUUUAUGUAAAAUUGUAGGUUAAUAAACAUAUUCUUUGUCAGGGAUUUAAACCUUUUACUUUGAAUCCCUCCUAUUUUGCUUGUAUAUGUCCUCAUGUAACUAAAACUAAUUUUGUAUAUCUGUUGACCCCUUUUAUUGUAAAGAAAAGCAUUUUAAAAGUUUGGGGAGUAUUUUGAUUGUUUUGAGCAGGAAAAAAAUUACAUGAAAAUAGAAUGCACUGAGUUGAUAAAGGGAAACUUGUAAGGCAGGAGUUUGGCAAGUGGCUGCUGGCUAGAGUCUUUGAACUCUCUAAAUAAAGAUGUUUUAUCCUGUAAUCAGUAGAGGUACAGAUCCAUAAGGACGUCCCCAAACAGGCAAAACAUUUAGGGGUAUGGUGUGCAAUCGACUGUACAAUUACAUUUUGGUCUAAGUACACUUUUGCUUACUAAAAUUUCAAAUAAAUUCUUAAUCAAGGAAGCCUUUGAGAUUUAUUGGUCAAAUCUUUCUUUAUAACAUGGCUUUUGUCUUUUUAAAAACUUUCCUUUCUGGCUGUGAUCAAUUUACAAAUAUUUCAAAAACAUUUGUUUUGCCAAUGUCAAACCACAUGAUUUAAAAUAUUUUACAUAUCGCAUGUAUUUAAUGCCAUGUAUUUGGUUACUACAUGCAUAUUUGUUGGUUUUAGUCAUCCAUCCCUUUAUGAAUAUUUGGUUUCUAUAUCAUUCACUGUCACUUGUCAAACUGCUAGCCAGCAAGAGCAGGAAGUAUAGUUUGGGGGGUUCAGGAGAGGUUAGGUAGGGAGAAGAGAAAAUUGAAUGGCAUAUUGUAAAUAUCAGAUCUAUAAUUGUAAAUAUAAAACCUGCCUCAGAAUGAAUGGCAAGCAAAUCUCCAGUUUGCUUAUAUAGGAAUAUCAGGUUGACUAUAUAGCCAUACUUGAAAAAUGCUUCUGAGUGGUGUCAACUUUACUUGAAUGAAUUUUUCAUCUUGAUUGACGCACAGUGGUGUACAGUUCACUUCUCAAGCUAGUGGUCAACUUGUGUAGGAAACUUUUGCAGUUUGACACUAAGAUAAUGAGCUCUGUGUGCAUUUUUUCUAUGCUUUUUUAAAAACUUAGUUUCAUUUCAUUUUCAUGAAAUGUUUGGUUUGUCUAUAAAAUCUGAGGAUGGUUAUAAAUACUGUAAGUAUUGUAAUGUUAUGAAUGCAAGUUAUUUGAAAGCGUUUAUUAUUAUAUCAUUCCUGAUAACGCUAUUAGAGUGUUUUUAAUAAAAUUUAUAUUUAUUUAAUGCACUCUAA
Messenger RNA from Myotis brandtii (Brandt's bat), 9727 nucleotides. RefSeq names its product tet methylcytosine dioxygenase 2 (gene TET2). NCBI's taxonomy places the organism in Eukaryota, Metazoa, Chordata, Mammalia, Chiroptera, Vespertilionidae. Gene Ontology annotation, cellular component: nucleus. The transcript is spliced from 11 exons. The coding region runs from base 385 to 6438 and encodes 2017 amino acids. The record is from RefSeq and is a predicted model, not a curated record. Gene Ontology annotation, molecular function: DNA 5-methylcytosine dioxygenase activity. Gene Ontology annotation, biological process: oxidative demethylation; myeloid cell differentiation; positive regulation of transcription by RNA polymerase II.